Messenger RNA from Brugia malayi, 1080 nucleotides. Its product is annotated as SD22372p, putative. The coding region runs from base 1 to 1080 and encodes 359 amino acids. Lineage: Eukaryota; Metazoa; Nematoda; Chromadorea; Rhabditida; Onchocercidae. The transcript has 6 exons. The record is from RefSeq and is a predicted model, not a curated record.
AUGGAAGAAUUAAAGAUGGAACUUAGUCUUCGCAGUUUUUUUCGGGACUUUAAUGCUCCGAAAUUCGUUCUGUACAGUUGUUUGUUAUGUUUCUUUAUACUUCUUCCAUUACGUUUUGAUGGUACUAUCGAGCUUAAUUACGCCCUUGUCUUUUUACCGUUGUGGAUUUGCGAAUUCAUAGUUUUUCUUGGAGCUAUUGUUGCAGCAAUAUCCUUCGUUAUAUCCCCCCCAUCUUUGACAGAGAGCUCACUUCGUUCGGAUUUUUACGGAAUGAUAUUAUGUACCGGAGAGCAUGGAUUACUGAUAUUGUUUGAGGUAUUAUGCUGUCAUAAAUUGCAAGCAAAUGCAACAGUGGAUGAAUUACCUUGGUUGCUCGUUUUUGUCCCCAUUUUCGCUCUAAGCUUACUCUCUGUUGUUGUUGCUAUAUGGGCAAUCAGAAACGAUAAAUCAUUUGAGUUGGAACUCUUCUUUUCCAUCAACAUUGUGCAGUUUGUUUUUGUUGCUUUCAAAUUGGAUGGUAUAUUGGAUUGGCAUUGGACAAUCGUUUUCAUUCCGUUGUGGGUGGUCCUAUCCUUAAGCGUCGUCGGAGUGCUUUAUGCAUUUGUUCUGGCAGUUGUGUUGGCACGAUCAGUUCAUAUGUUAGCUUCCCAGAGAAGACAGCAUCUAUACUCCGCUCUGUGUCAUACUUUACUUGUGAUACCAAUUCUUGUAUUCCUUUUGCUUCUAACUGGUAAGUUGGAUGCAAUAUCAUGGUCAGACGAUGAACCAGUCAGCCAAAUUGCUUUCAUCAUUGUUUGUGCUCCAUUAGAUUUGGCACUACUUUGUUUGAUUUUAAUGUCAUUUGGUGCGCGUGGGGGUAAUCCAUGGUGGUUUGCGAUGCGUGCACCAUUUUGCUCAUUUCUGCUUGAAGCUUGUCCAUGCUUGAAACAGUAUGCAAAUGUCAGCUACAAGUUUCGUUCAUCAUCCGAACGUCAACAUAUAACAGAAGACUUCGAGAAACAGAGCUUGCAGUCGGAUCGUUCAAUUAAAUUUCCAUUGCGUCCAGUUAUACCAUUUCGUUCAAUCGAAAGUCCUGAUUAG